UCUCCUUGUCAAGUGACCGCUUUUUAGAUUGAAUUGUUUUUGUUUUGUUUUGUUCAACAAUGAAAUUGAUCAAUUAAUUGGCUUUUUAGUUACAAUAUUAUAAUGACCACAGGGGCUACUUUACUCGGCUGUGAUUUCGUCGAUUCAGCUUUAAAUUCACUUGGUGAAUUAUGGAAACAACAUGUUGCUACUCUUGAAAAUACAAUUGAAAAAUUUACCCGUGAAUUGAGUUUAUCCACUUCAAAACAAGGAAGUGAGCCGAGAGUGACCAGAGCUCGAGCCAAGAAAGACGAGGAAAUUUCUCCAGUUGAAAGUAACAAUGAAAACCAACCACCAACCAAAUCUUCUGAAAUUAAACAAGAAAGUGAGUGGACAACAGAUGAUUCAUUUGAAAGUAUUGAUUCAAUUGGAGAUGAAACUUAUCAAAGAAUGAUAUUAAAAAAGUCUCCCAAUUCAAGUCACAAGGUCAAAACAGUGAAAAAACGAAAACAAACUGAAUAUUUUACACCAUCAAUACCUCACAAAUCAUCAAGAAUAACUCGAGCAACAGCCAACAAGAUUACACCGGAAAUCGGAAAAACAAAGAUUAGUCUUUUAACUAAAGCUUCAUCUUCUGUUACCAAAUCUUCAAAUGGUACAACAACAAGUGGAAGUAGUAUCGCCAGUUCACAGGCUACAAUUGCUUCAGUGGGUCGAUCAGAUUCAGUUAAAGGGAAAAAACCAAUUCCUAAAACUUGUACUACCCCAGAUACAAAAACAUUAACCGCUUCUGCCGCUAAGAGAAGAUUAGAGGAAGAAGAGAAGAGAAAAGCUAAUUUAGCCCAAAUGAAAGAGAAAGAGGAGAAAGUGAUUCAAAAUAAGCAAGAAAAUCUCAAGAUUAAAGCCCAGAUGACGAAAUUAAAGAACGAAGAGAAAAGAAGAAGAAUUGAACAAAUGAAGAGAAAAGAGGAAGAAGAGUUGAGAGAAAAACGUCUAAAGGAACAAUCUAAAUUGGAAGAGAUUGAAAAACGUAGAAAAGAAAAAGAAGAAGCUCGAAGACGAGAACUCCAAAGGAACCAAGAAGCAGCUAAAAAGAAACAAAUAGAAUUUGAUUUGAGAAAACAACAAGAAGAGGAAGAGCGAAAAGCUCGUCUUUUGAAGCAAGAGGAGCAAAAUAAACAAAAAAAGAUUGAAAAUGAACGUAUUCGAAUAGAACAAGAUAAAAUUCUUAAGAUGAUCGCUCAACAUAAUAGUAAUUUCCAGAAAGGCCAAAACACUUCAGCAACACAGCAAAAAGUUGAUCAUCCUGGUACAUUCAAACAACCUUUGCCACCAACACCAAGUGAAGUUCAACCUGCGUUACCAUUGAAUAGAACAUUUUCCGUUGACAAAGAAGGAGAAUCAGUAAUGAACGAAAAAGAGUUAGUGAAAAAAGAAGGAGAAUCAGCGAAGAGCGAAAAAGAAUCGGCGACAAAAGAAGCGAAACCAAUAAAAGUUGAAAGUUACCAAAUUACACCUCCACCUAAACCGAAACCUAAACAAAUGCCAGUAAAUUACGAUAUCAGUGAUAUAAAGUCUGAUGAUGAUACUGAUGAUGAAGAACGACCAAGAAAAUUGAUACCCUCUUGGGCUAAAGGUGAUGCGUUAAUAGCGGCUUUGGAUAAACAAUUUGCGAAAUCACGUCGAGCUCGUGAAAGACAAAUACGUGAGAUUUUCCCCUGUUAUGAUUACACGAUUGACUUGAUCGAGAUAUUCAACACUAAUCGCGUUGUCCAUCCCAAAUACGAUAAGCGAACCAGUUCAGCUGUAUGGAGCUCUCCACCCUGUAACUCAACAAUCAACUAUAGCAUGAUAACAGAUGAUAUCUAAAAUAUUAAUUUUUUAUUCAUAAGAAAAGUUAUCCACUAUCAUCGUACAUGAAUAUUGAUUAAAUUGUGUUUGAGUAUUUGUUUCCUUUUCACCAAAUGUCAAUGUGAAAAUGGCCACUUUCCAAUCCCGUCGGUCAACUGUAAAUGAUGUUUCAUAUUUAUUACCAUUAAUGAAGCCUAUUGACUUUUUGGGACAUUUUCGACACUCGAUUGAAAAGAGAGAGAGAGAGAUAGAGAGAGUUUUAUCGUAAUCAUCAAAUUCACCAAAGGCAUCGUCAACUUUUGUCCUUAAUCAAUUUUUAUUUUUUGGGCAAAUGUUAUUUUAAUGAUUUGAUUUCUUACUUCAUUUCAAUUACACUUUAUUUUGUUGAUAUUUAUCAUUCUAUCCCGUUCAUUUAUCCUUUGCAACUCGCUGAAGAAAAUGUUGCCAGACAAUUAAACAAAUUUAGAAUUACAAUAAACGAAAUGGGUUACAAAA
This is a messenger RNA of Panonychus citri (citrus red mite), 2325 nucleotides long. RefSeq names its product inner centromere protein-like. The transcript is spliced from 3 exons. Gene Ontology annotation, molecular function: protein serine/threonine kinase activator activity. The coding region runs from base 103 to 1848 and encodes 581 amino acids. Gene Ontology annotation, biological process: positive regulation of protein serine/threonine kinase activity; metaphase chromosome alignment; meiotic spindle midzone assembly. The record is from RefSeq and is a predicted model, not a curated record. Lineage: Eukaryota; Metazoa; Arthropoda; Arachnida; Trombidiformes; Tetranychidae. Gene Ontology annotation, cellular component: chromosome passenger complex; nucleus; meiotic spindle midzone.